GGGAGGGUUGGUCACAGCCACUGCCUGGGCACUCUUUUAUGUGGAGCAGCUCAGCCUGGAGCUCGAAGCCGGAAGACUUUGGAAGACCUAGUGUCCUAUCUGAGCUUCCUGAUGGCAUCAGGCAAUCUGGCUUAUAAAGAUAAUCACAAAGCCAAGAAGGCAAGAGCAAAUGUACCUCUGAAAACACAAGAAAAUUAGACAAAUAAUGACAAAUAAAUCCAUAUCAAACCCAUAAACUAUGAAAACAAAAACCAUCUUGGAGAGCUCUAAACCUCAGAAAGGACUCACAUGAUUUACUAUUUGGGUCUGGGAGAGGCAGCCUGCCGCCCCUUUGGGAGAAGACCCUACAAGAUGCAGUCUUUUAGAAUCUGGGAUAUUAACCAGAAGACUUUCUACCUGAGGAACAACCAACUUGUUGCUGGAUACUUGCAAGUGCCAAAUACUAAAUUAGAAGAAAAGAUAGACAUGGUGCCCAUUGACCUUCAUGCUGUGUUCUUGGGGAUCCACAAGGGGAAGCUGUGCCUGUCCUGUGUCAAGUCUGGUGAUGAUAUCAGUCUCCAGUUGGAGGCAGUUAACAUCACUGAGCUGAGCAAGAACAAGGAGCAGAACAAGCGCUUCACCUUCAUCCGCUCAGACAGUGGCCCCAUCACCAGUUUCCAGUCAGCUGCCUGCCCGGGCUGGUUUCUCUGUACUGUGGUGGAAGCUGACCAGCCUGUCCGCUUUACCAACAACCUGGAAGACUCUGACAUGGUCACCAAGUUCUACUUCCAAGAGGACCAGUAGUACUGCCCAGACCUGCCCUUCCCUACCCCCUGGCCAUCAUUGGCCUCUCCACCUCUGCUCAUGUGGUUCCUGGCUGUCACAGAGAUUCAAGGAGUAACUUUUGCAGGUAGACUCUGGAAGGAGUCCUGAAAACCCUGCUGACAGGACUCUGCCUCCAGUCUCUCACUGACAGCCUCCAUGCUGCCUCCAGAAUGGUCUUUCAAAGUGCAAACAGCCCCACUCAAACCUCUUCCAUGUCGCCUCUGCCCUGUGAGUGAAAUCUGGACCACUACCCAGCCUGAGUUACUCCUGCCACUGCAUCCCACAGUGCACCUGCUGGUUUUAGGUGUCUGUUCCUCUCUUCCCAUCUCCCCCUCCCCCCUUGCCCCACUGCCCAUUGCCCACAUCCAUCGAGUCACUAGCUGACCCCCACUGAGAGACUUCCAUACCCUAUAUUACCAGCCAGUGCUGGUCCAUGGGGAGGUUUGUUAUUGUUUAUUGUUUUGUAGGUGCUGGGGAUUGAACCCAGGGCCUCAGGCAUGCUAAGCAUGCAUAUACUCUACUACUGAGCUGCACCUCCAGCUCAUGGAGACAUUUUUAAGGAUCUAUAGAAAUACAAAUUAAGGAGUUUGUGAUUAUUUUAAAACCAGCUUUAUUCAAUGUGAAAGAGAAUCCUUCAUUUGGAGGUUUUGUUCUUUCUGAGAGGGCCUGGAAGAUUAGAAUGUUCUUCCUCUGUGAAAUGGUGGCAGAAAUGGGAAAGGAGGUGAUAGUUUUUUCUCUUUUGGUAACACCCUAAACUGUAAAAAUUACAAGUUAGUGGACUACCUUGGCGCCCCCCCUCCCUUGUGUAUUUUUACUUUUUGAAACGUUCCCAUAAUUGGGCCUCUCUGCUGGGGCCCCAAACACCAUCUCCACUCCAGAUCUUCUGCAGCUGCCUACAGUAAAUUCCCUCUUGUGGGAAGUGCCCCAACUCUGUAGUGUGGAAAUGUGGCUCCCAGGGAUCCUUCCCUUGCAGCCAAGGAGGGAAGGACCCACGAAUUGCUCCUUGGCCAUUUGGCCCCUUUGACAGUGAGAUUUCCAAGAAAGAGUGCUGCACAUCUGUCUGUCUCCCACCAGACUGGGAGCUCCCAAGAUCAGAAAGCCUGACUGCAUGUGUCUUGGGUCCCUGUGAGAUGGAACAACUGGCUAGCCCUUAAUAGGUACUCAGUGAAUGACUGUUAUAUGUUGGAUGGAAAAUUUCUUACUCCCUGUGACUUUAGCUUUGUUUUACAGUAAAAUCUUGAAAAUGCCUA
Heterocephalus glaber (naked mole-rat) is the source of this 2054-nucleotide messenger RNA. RefSeq names its product interleukin 1 receptor antagonist (gene Il1rn). Gene Ontology annotation, molecular function: interleukin-1 receptor antagonist activity; cytokine activity; interleukin-1 receptor binding. The record is from RefSeq and is a predicted model, not a curated record. Gene Ontology annotation, biological process: inflammatory response to antigenic stimulus; negative regulation of interleukin-1-mediated signaling pathway. Lineage: Eukaryota; Metazoa; Chordata; Mammalia; Rodentia; Bathyergidae.